This is a messenger RNA of Periconia digitata, 1709 nucleotides long. The record is from the annotation of a GenBank genome assembly. Lineage: Eukaryota; Fungi; Ascomycota; Dothideomycetes; Pleosporales; Periconiaceae.
CCAAGCCUCGGCGGAGCGCCAUCGACCUCUGAGCGGCGUACUGAGCCCUUGGCAACAGUCCGCUACAGGCUCUCAACUUGGCAAAUAAGCAACACCAGCCCUUUCAGCGGGGUUGGCAUUUCUUGCGUGGUCCACAUGCGGACUUGGUCAUUUACCAAGACUUGGUCGUGUUUCGCUCGUUCAAAUACAGCGCCGCCCUGUUUGACCUUUUGCCUUUCCAAAGCUUUCGUUUUGAAGAUUUGCUCCGUCAUCCUUCAUAGUCACUCGUUCAGACUCCAUUGUUAUUGUUUUCCUAGUACUUUUAAUUGCACGCAUUCUUCCCUUUUUUCCCCUCCUACCGUCAUCAAUACUUGCUACCACACAAAAUGAAGAGUUUCGCCACUAUUGCCGCUCUCGCGGCAGUCGUUGCCGCCAAGGGCAGCCUGACCCCCAUCGAAGUCAAGGGCAACGCCUUUUGGAAAGGCACCGAGCGAUUCUACGUCCGUGGAGUUGCUUACCAGCCCGGUGGUGCUGCUGAUGCUAAGGACCCUCUUCUCGACCUCGAGAGCUUGAAGCGUGAUGUCGACAACUUCAAGAAGCUCGGUAUCAACACCAUCCGUAUCUACACCAUCGACAACUCCAAGAACCACGAUGAGGGCAUGAAGAUGCUUGAUGAUGCUGGCAUCUACCUCGCUCUUGACGCCAACACCCCCAAGUACUCGCUCAACCGUGAGAACGAAGACACUCUUCGCGCGUCUUACAACGAGGAGUACCUCCGAUCCGUCUUCGCCACCGUGGACGCUUUCCAGGACUACAGCAACUUGAUGGUCUUCUUCUCCGGAAACGAGGUCAUCAACGCCAAGAACAACUCCAACGCUGCUCCCUUCAUCAAGGCCGUCACCCGUGACAUGAAGCAGUACAUCUCCAACCGCUCUCCCCGCACCAUUCCCGUCGGCUACUCCGCCGCCGAUGUUUCCGAGAUCAUCGAACAGCAAGCUCUCUACUUUGACUGCGGAACUGAUGACGAGCGUGCCGACUUCUUCGCCUUCAACGACUACUCGUGGUGCGACUUUGAGGACAAGCUCCAGACCUUCGAGGGUGCUGGCUGGAAGACCAAGAUGGAGACUUACAAGGAUUUCCCCAGGCCCAUCUUCCUUUCCGAGCACGGUUGCAUUGAGCCCAACCGCCAGUGGGGUGAGGUUGCUGCCAUUUACUCCGACAAGAUGAGCUCCGUCUACUCCGGUGGUCUUGCCUACGAAUACACUGUCGAGCCCAACGGUUACGGUAUCGUCGAUCUCAAGGAUGGAAGCAUCGAGACCAACGAGGACUUUGACUCGCUCAAGGAGGCAUACUCCAAGGCCAAGGACCCCAGCGGUGACGGAGGCGCCAAGACUAGCGGAACUCCCUCCAAGUGCCCUCCCAAGGACAAGAACUGGGAGGUUGAGGGUACUCUUCUCCCUGCUAUUCCCGCCAAGGCUGUUGCUUUCAUGGACAGCGGUGCCGGCACGGCUCCUGGUCUCGAUGGUAAAGGCAGCCACUUCGCUGGAACCCCAUCCAAGGGCACUGCUACUCCCGGAUCUGGCCAGGCUACCCGCACUCCCGACGGCCAAGCCGCCCCUGUUAACAACGGUGGCAACGGUGCCAGCGCCGCCAACAACGUUGAGAUUCCCAUGAAGUUCUUCGGCAUGGUUGGCGCCAGUGUGCUUUUGGGCGCUGCUUUGAUGUUUUAA